GGCGCGGUCGUUUUUAUACAUUCCCGCGCGGAGGCAACGGAAGGGCGGGGCGCCUCGUGAUUAGGCCGCGGAGGUGCGAGGGCGAGCAGGGGGCGGGGCCUGCGGGCGCCUCCCUGGGAGGCCGGAAGAUCCUCGGGCGUCGCCUGGGUGCAGCGCAGUGUGCGCGUCCCGCGUCCCUCCUCACCGUGCGAUCGUGGGGGUCCCGGCCGGUCCGUGGGUCCGACUUGGUUGUUUUUGCUCGAAGGCUCGGUCUCCUGACGAGCUGGCGUCCUCACCCCUGCUUUAACUUCGCGGAUUAGUGACAGUCACUCUUUCCAUAUCUUUAAAAGCGAGGCCCUGGUCACAGGCUCUGUUGUCAUGAAGGUGAAAAUUAAAUGUUGGAAUGGUGUGGCCACUUGGCUCUGGGUAGCCAAUGAUGAGAACUGCGGCAUCUGCAGGAUGGCGUUUAAUGGCUGCUGUCCAGACUGUAAGGUGCCUGGUGAUGACUGCCCCCUCGUGUGGGGACAGUGCUCCCACUGCUUCCACAUGCACUGCAUCCUCAAGUGGCUGAAUGCGCAGCAGGUGCAGCAGCACUGCCCCAUGUGUCGCCAGGAGUGGAAGUUCAAAGAGUGAAGCCCGUGCCGUGCCACUUCCCUCUCCUGUGCUGUGCCAGGCUCAGCCCCUUCCCUCCCUCCCCUCCCCCAGAUACAGCACCCCAAGUCCCCUCCACACAGCACAGUGGUGCCCAGAGAUCUCGGUCUGUGCCGGGGACAAGGAUGCUUUCUGUUUGGCUGGGACAAGGUUGAAAGGAGCUUUGCUGACUGUUUUGUUUUCCCAUCACAUUGACACUUUAUUCAAUAAGUAAAACUCAUUACAGUUCCGAGCCGUGCUGGAGGCCUCUGCUUGCCUGGUUUCUUGACAUACUGAUGCUGCUAGCAGCAUGUUUUGCUAUGAAAACUCCAAUAAACAGCUUGAUGAAAUAAUGGCCAAAACCUUCAUCGUAAUCUGAGUCACAGCUCAGACAGGAGGAGGAGGAGAGAUUCAGGCAGAGCCAAGCUGGGCAAAGACCUUAGGGUGUGUUUGUGUCAAGGAGACAGGCAGGGUGCACGUAGCCCAUCAGCUGCCCUAGUCUACUGGGAGUCCCGAGAUCUCGUCCCAUCCCCAGCCCUAGCUGAGCAAAGCUGGCAGCUGCUCUUCCAGAGCUAUUUGGUUGGAGGAAGAAAUAGCUAAGCAGGCAGUGGUCAUUCAUGUCCAGAUAAUCUUCGGGGACAACUGCAGCAAGCUUUUCAGUCUCUUGUGUCUUCCUUGGAUGAAGGCAGAUAUAGUGUAGGAGGAUGUGGGUCCUCUGGUGUCUUAGGGAAGGAAGGCCAUUUGGAAACUAUUAUUAUUCCCUAGAGCUAGGGAUUACCAGUUAUCAGGAAAACAGUAGCCCAGCCCUGAUGUGUUAAGCUCCUGGGUAGAAACCAAUUUAGGCUGGCAUCUAGGAGUUCUGGCCAACUUACCACCUUGUCCUCACUCUCUGACUCUUCCCAGUAACACCUCUGCACUCCCUGUGUGCUCCACAGCCGGGGAAGUAGACUACUAGGGGCUGGUUCCAAGCAAUCUGGAUCAUCUACAUGUUUGUUGGCUCUGAGACUUGUUGCCCACUGUGUGUGGUAUCACUGAAGUCCUCCUAUUUGAAGCAGACUUGUGCUUCUGGGAGACUAGAAUUUCAUACCACUUGGCUAUCUCUAGCAUGCUAAUCCUGGAACUGGCACAGCUAUCAGGAGUGAAGAGGGCCAUUUCAGGGGUAAGGACCCCCAAGAGCUGCAGAGGGGAGCCAGGAUUGGUGGAUUUGGAAGUCCUUGAGCUGACAGGUAUGGUGUACCCUGGCUUGUUCAGCUUGUGCCUUCCAUCUCCAGUCUGCUCAUUUUCUUGGAGGGUCCUCCAUGCCUCUUCUAGGAACAUUCUCUGGGACUUCAUUCCGGGCCAUCCUCUCUGAAACAACUUCCUGUGCAGUUGGCAGUGCUCCUGAGUGCUUCUGUUCCCGGGCUAACCUCAGAAUCCUUCAUGGCCUUCACUUACCACUGAGGUUCUUCCUGGUGUGUUGUCUCACGGUGUCAGCAGCCUUUCCUCAGGGUCAACUCCACCCAUGUAGCAUGUCCGCUCUCUAGAGAUGAGAAAGCCAUAACUAACCUUGGGCUGCUUGCAAAUGGGACCCCUGGCUCCUCCCCUUCCUACUCCAUUGUUCUUCCACCAGCUUUCUCCAGAAAAGUCAGGACAGCAAUGUACCGAGCACUGCAGCUUGUGCUCAGCCUAAGCCCCUUUUCCAUGUGGGAGCAGGAGGCCUUGGAGGAGGAAGCCUACACCACUGACCUCAGGAAGCUCUCUCUGCUCUAAUCCACCUGUGCCUGCCCUGGGUGGCCAGACACAGUCCUAUUCAUGUUCUGGCUCCUGCACAUACCACAAGUCUCUUACAUGUUACCCUCCUGUGUCCAGUAUUCGAGUCACUGUUUGCUAAGUACAGGUGGGGACGGUUCCUAGGCCAUACCCACUGGUGUAGCGUGGGCAGGGCAGUUACUUGCCCCUAGGGUCCAGAGUUGCUUGCCCAGGCUUUUCUGAAGGUUGGAGCCUGAGCGCAACACUUCUCCUCAGAAAGGGCAAGCCCAGCAUCAGAGUCUUCCACCGUGAGCACCACACCAAAACAACUCCAACCUUGUUGCAUUGGCAAGAUGAGUUAUUUUCUCCAAGUUCGAGGCCAAUAUAGGUUAUAGAGUGAGACCCUGUUGGUGAGCCUAGACAGGACCAAAGAAUAAGCAAGGCCCCUGUGGUGGCUGAUGUUAUGUUAACUUGAUGUGAACUAGAGUCCUCUGAGAGGCGUGAUCCUCAGUUGGGAAAAUGCCUCCGUAAGAUCAGGCUGAGGGCAGGCCUGUAGGACAUUUUCUUUCUUCCUCUUUAUAAUGUCUUUACAUUUUAUGUGUGUGGAUGUUUUGCCUGCAAGCGUUUCUGUGCAUACAUGCAUUCUCCCAGUGCCUAUAGAGGCCAGAAGAAGGCAUCUGACCCCUGGAACUAGAGUUCCAGACAGAUGUGAACUGCCCUGUGAGCCACCUGCGCAUGGUACUGGGAAUCCAACCUGUGUCCUCUGGAACAGCAGUUAGUGCUUUUAACUGUUGAGCCAUCUCUCCAGCUUGGAAAAAUCAAUUAGCGAAUGAUGAGGGAGGGCCCAGCAGAUUUUGAGUGGUGCUAUCCCUGGGCUGGUGAUCCUGGUUCGGUAAAAAAGCAGGCUGAGGAAGCCCUGAGAGUAAGCAGCACCCCUCCAUGGCCCCUGCAUCAGCUUCCACCUCGGUCCCAUUGGAGUUCCUGCCUUGGCUUUCUACAGCGGACUGUGACUCAGGAUAUGUAAACCAAAUAAACCCUUUCCUCCCC
Mus musculus (house mouse) is the source of this 3384-nucleotide messenger RNA. It is a transcript of the gene Anapc11, whose product is annotated as anaphase promoting complex subunit 11. Lineage: Eukaryota; Metazoa; Chordata; Mammalia; Rodentia; Muridae. Gene Ontology annotation, biological process: proteasome-mediated ubiquitin-dependent protein catabolic process; anaphase-promoting complex-dependent catabolic process; protein ubiquitination. Gene Ontology annotation, cellular component: cytoplasm; anaphase-promoting complex; nucleus. Bases 358 to 612 code for a protein of 84 amino acids. The record is from RefSeq and is marked validated. Gene Ontology annotation, molecular function: ubiquitin-protein transferase activity; ubiquitin protein ligase activity; zinc ion binding. The transcript is spliced from 3 exons.